Aureobasidium musti is the source of this 204-nucleotide messenger RNA. The record is from the annotation of a GenBank genome assembly. Lineage: Eukaryota; Fungi; Ascomycota; Dothideomycetes; Dothideales; Saccotheciaceae.
AUGGCACAAGGCAACACUUUCGGUGCUACCGCUUUCUCUUCCUAUGCUGGAUUUUGGAUUGGUACUGCAAUUAUCUUUACGCCAGGUGGAUUUGAGAUCAUCCAAACCUUAACAGAGGACUCUCCCUCUCCAUUCUACAACUCGGUAGGCAUAUACUUCAUGGUACGGAUCGUUCAAUCAGGCAUGACGACGAAAUCUGACUAA